Tuber aestivum (summer truffle) is the source of this 2046-nucleotide messenger RNA. The record is from the annotation of a GenBank genome assembly. NCBI's taxonomy places the organism in Eukaryota, Fungi, Ascomycota, Pezizomycetes, Pezizales, Tuberaceae.
GGAUUGGAGAUUCUGAAGGGCGUUUCUGAGCGGUAGCUGACUUAAUUUUUAUGGGACUGGUCUGUGUUGAGCCCUAUCAUAGUGCUUACCUUGCGCUGUCCUGCUAUCGGUAAGACAAUGUGUCUGGUAUCCACUCUGGUUUGUUCGUGUCUACUAGGACUUUUUUCUCUCAACCCAUAUUGACCACCAUCUAAACUACCGGAACUGACUACCCCGCGGGGUCUUGUUGACCCAUUGUGUCGUUCCUUUUUGACUAUGUGGGAGCACACUACUGGCCUCAUGGUUUCGGACCAAUAGCACGGGCAUAGAGUGCCGGUGUGGUAGGCUUUUACUCUGCUUCAAGGUUUGUGAGUCGGAUUUGAUUACUAUUUGGUAGUUAGUAUCGCGCGAGACAGAGGACCCAAAGGUGGUGUUUCCAGAGGAGUUGCUUCUCUUUGUUCCCUACUUGCAGAUGAAUGUAUGACGUCGUGGGUGAUUUAUGCCCGUAUCGUAGUGAUAUCCAAGUGGUGGACUGUGUCCGGCGAUAGACAGGUUGAUGGCCUCGGCCUAUGUCAUGAGGUUGGUAAAAAGUAUGGAGGGAAAAGUGGGUAUAAAGGCAUCGAUUCCUGUUUAGCCCCCCGUUCACUUUUUUGGCCAUCUGAAUAGCCAAGUCGCAGACAGUGGGUGACGGAACUAGCCUCUCAGAUCUUGCGAGUUUUUAUCCUCUAUCCUAAAGACCUUUCUCCCCCGAAUAACUCCACGCAAAGUGUGCUAGUCAAAAUGGUUGCAAAUGGAGCAGUAAGAGUCACCACUUGCGGGAUCCGGUUCUUCCAGCUCUUGUUCGCUAUCAUCCUCGUCGGCGCAUUAAGUUAUAUGGUAGACCAGUUCCGCGACUUUGGCUUCGGCGGGGUUCCGAGGGAGGUUGUCACUCCGGAAGUCUUUGUGUGUACACCAGGAUCCAGCCCGCCCCCCCUGAACUUCUGAAUACUAACCUAUGGCAGUCAGUUCUGGCCAUCCCCUUCACCGCUUUCUCCAUACUCGCAGUCCUUUCCCUUGACAACACUGGACAAAUAAUUGCCACCUUUCUCGACUUUACUCUUUUCGUCGGAUAUGUGACUUCGGCUGGUUUGCUUAGGCAUAACUUCCACAGACACUCCGGCGAGAAUCCACUUCGUGCCUCGCUGAACAACAUCCGCACUGCCCGUGGGAUCGACGGCCGUGAAGAUCGCAAUGGCGGAUUGGUUAGGCUUGUUUCUGCGUUGGUUUUGAUUCAGCUGUAAGUCCCCUGUGCCGGGCGACAAGUCGGUACGCUUUAAUAACAUUUGUAUAGGUUCCUCUACUUCAUCACCACAGUUCUAUCUAUUUUUAUUGUAUCCAAGAGCGCGUCUAGCUCUGGAAACGCGCCAGCCCACGAGAAGCACUCCCGCUUCUCGUUCUCCAGGAGCUCUCGUGGCUCGGGCGAGGGUCCGGCAGCUCCUGCUAGUACCGUUUGAGCACCCCCCGCCACCACAGCCUAUGGCUCACCCUAGAGCCUGGUACGUAGUUCGUCGACUGAUAUGAAGAGAGCCUCGCCCCUUCUAACUUAUUAUUUUCCUUUGUAUUUUUACUUUUAAGUAAUAUUCUUUUUCAAAUUCUUCAGGAGGAAUUUUACUUUGGGUUGGGUAUUUGAGGGUGGAUGAAUUACGGGAGAUGAAUCUAUGUUUUUGAGCAAUGGAUGAAGGAAUUUUUUCAGGUGUAUUGGGUGGGUUCAAGGGGUGUUUUUGAAUCUUUGGAAUAAUCCAAAGAAAAGGAAGAUGGAUUAUUUAAUAUAGUUUGUGGAAUAAUCUGGAGGAAAAAGUAACUAGUUAACGAAGUGCAUGAAUCAUUCAUACUACGAGUAGACUAUAUUACAAUUUCGUCGGUUUGGCUUAUGAUCGGCACUAAAUACCUGCACUAACCCGUAUGAUACUGGUAGUAAAUUUAAUGGCAAAUGAUCAUACAAAAUCACUCGGGGAUCGUUGGGCUGGGGUGUUGGGAUAAUUGCUUCAAUAUGACGGAAGUCGGGUAGAAAUGAAAUAUUGGGACUCA